This is a messenger RNA of Scedosporium apiospermum, 1806 nucleotides long. RefSeq lists its product as uncharacterized. Gene Ontology annotation, biological process: regulation of gene expression. Lineage: Eukaryota; Fungi; Ascomycota; Sordariomycetes; Microascales; Microascaceae. The record is from RefSeq and is a predicted model, not a curated record. Bases 1 to 1806 code for a protein of 601 amino acids. Gene Ontology annotation, molecular function: mRNA binding. Gene Ontology annotation, cellular component: cytoplasm; nucleus. The transcript is spliced from 4 exons.
AUGUCUACACAAACGCCUGAUAUCCAAUCUAUACUUGCGGCGCUUGCCUCGCAGCGCCAGGCCCCUCCAGCAGGAGGCCAAACCCCAGGCCAACCACCCAUCCCCGGCGCGCCUGCCUACCCUCCUCCGUCCGACCAACAGCCCUCAGCCGCGUAUCCUCCUCCCCCUUCAUCGGCCUCAUAUGGAGCUCCACCUGGAUACUCUAUUCCCCAACCAGCCGCGUCUGGGAACAUGGAUCUCAGCGCCAUCCGACCCGUCAACUCGGGAACCGUAAGCAUCGCGGAGGCAAUUGCAAAGGCCAAGUCAUAUGCUGCCGAAGCCGGCGUUGCCUCGUAUGAGCGGCCCGUCGUUUAUCCGGCACAUAACGGACGCGGGGAUGGCCGCGACAGCCGUGAAGGACGUGACUAUCGUCGUCGUAGCCGCUCAAAGUCUCCUGCUUCGCGCCGUGACACUUAUCGUGACAACUACAACCCGUACAGGGAUGAGCGCCGCGAAGAGCGCUCGCGUGACUAUGGACACCCUGGUGGCCGAUAUUCGCCCGAUGGCCACGGUCGUGGCGGCCCGUACCGUAGCUCUAAUGGAAGAGAUAGGGACAGGUCCCCUCCCAGGGGCGGUGACGAUAACUCGGAAACCAUCCAGAUCGAGGGCAACCUGGUCGGUCUUAUCAUUGGCCGACAGGGAGAGAACCUUCGCCGGAUUGAGGGAGAGACUGGUUGUCGCGUCCAGUUCCUCGGCACGGCUGAUAACUCUUCUAUGCGACAGUGCAAGAUUACUGGCCCUCGUGCGCGCCGUGCAGACGUGAAAGAAGCUAUUGAUCGUAUUAUUCGUGAUACUGGUGUCAGUUCUAGCCGAGGACCUCCCCCGGAGCGCGCCCCCAAGGAACACCGCGGAGGAGCGGCGGCCCUGAGGGAGGGCGAGGACCACAUGCAGAUCAUGGUGCCCGACCCGACCGUCGGUCUCAUCAUAGGUCGCGGCGGAGAGACGAUCCGCGAUCUCCAAGAAAGGUCGGGAUGCCACAUUAACAUUGUCGGGGAAUCUAAGAGCAUCAACGGGUUGCGACCAGUAAAUCUGAUUGGCACUCUCGAAGCUGCCCAGAAAGCCAAGGACCUUAUCAUGGAGAUCGUCGAUAGUGACAGCCGCGGCGAGGGUGGCGCAGGUACCGCGGCGGCGAUCGGAAAGAGGCCGUACGGUGGCCAAAGUGACUCUCACCCGUAUGAAUACCAGAGCAGGGGCGGCCCCCCUCCGCAUCGUGGUGGCGGUGGCGGUGGCGGUCCUGGCGGUGACGGCGGAAUGGGUGGUGGUGACAAGAUCCAGGAGAUUAUCCGCGUGCCCUCGGAUGCAGUAGGCAUGAUUAUCGGUAAGCGCGGCGACACGAUCCGCGAAAUCCAGAACGUGACAGGAUGUAAAAUCAACGUGUCGCAAUCGUCUGGCGAAGGCGAGGUUGAGAGGGAGAUUGCUCUCAUUGGCAGCCAGGAUAGUAUUAACCAGGCCAAGCGAGCAAUCGACGAGAAGAUCGACGCAGUGCGUAUGAAGGGAUCUGGUCCUAGUAGUGGUCCUGGCCGUGGAGGCCCCCGUGGAGGACCCCGUGGAGGUGACCAUGGUGGGUAUGGACAGCACCCUGCCGCCUCUCAAUCGCAUCCGCCGCAACAGAGUGCUGCUGCGGACGGCUCUGAUCCGUAUGCUCAAUAUGGUGGAUAUAACAACUACCUAGCGCUCUGGUAUCAACAAUGGAUCGGCGCGGCUGGUGCUGCUGGUGGCCAACAGCCUGGUGAUGCCCCUCCUCAACCGACUCCUGGGACACAGUAG